GCGGCGAGAGCGACGGACACGACAGCGAGCGCGCGUGUACCAGCCUCUUCGGGAUCGCUCCGACUUCCUGAAGGCCAGCGGGUGACCAACCGGGCAGGCGCGUCGCCCGCCACCAACGCGAGUCCACGUGAUCCAGCAAAGUCCCGCUCGUCCUGAGGGGCGGGAAUUCGAGCUGGUGGCACCUCCUGCCUCCGCCUGGGUGUCCGCCGCCUCGCCCCCCGGAGCGUCAUUCCUCAUUAUCGGAGAGAGAACUUCCCGUGACCUUGUGGCAGCCAUUGGAGCAUCCCGCGGAGAAAGGAGCGAGGGAGGCGGUUGGGCGGGCGUCUAUCCCAAGGCCCUUGCGGACCCUCCCUACCCUCCGCGACCGUCCGUCUGCCGCUCACACCUUCGCCAGUUCCCGGCGCGAGCGGCUCCCCUCCCAGCGGCGCUGAAUCCCAGCUGUAUGUGCCUCUCAGCAUUACCGGCCUCGAGUCACGCUCUCGGAUUUUCGCCACGGAAUACAUGUCAAGAGACGGAAGUGACUUUAGUGUGAUGCCAGCGCUGUGACAGUGAGAAAGCAGAAACAAAGUAGUGAAAACGGUAACACGGAUAAUAAGUCUUGCGAUUAAUUGUGCUAGCCUCGCCCGAGAUAAGGAUGUUGAGCAGAACCCCGGUUUGUGUGGCGCUGGCGCUAUUAGUCCUGCUGCAGGCACUGGCGCCUGCCAUGGCCUUCCCCAACGGCCUGCAGUCUGACCUUCACUACGGAGGCAAACGCCCAGCUGAAGUCAGGGACCCCAAACUGCGCAAGAUCUACGAACUCAUUUAUCCGUAUUACCAAAGGCCCAAGUACCGCUACCCCUUCUACGACCACCAGGGCAAAGGGGAGCUCCUAUAUGGAUACGGCGGACCCCAGCUCUUCCGCUACACCGUAUUCAAGCCGGUCGAGGGCUUCCUGCGGCGGUAGAACGACUCCACCAGGCCACGUCUCGGCGCUAGUCAUUUGUUUCUGCAUCUACCUGAAGACGAGGUCACGAUGAUGAGGCGGCGCCAGGGCUGCCUCGGUCACUCCCACUGCGUUCGGCAGAAACAAGACCACCAGAUAUAACGUUUUAACUUUUGCGCUUGUUUCGGAGGUGCCGGGCGUCUCGGAGCCAUCGUCGUCCAACUGUUGUUUGUCUUUAAUUCUUCUUUUGAUGAAAUUUGAUCGCUGUGCGAGAAAAAGUUAUAUUUACUUGCAAAAAUUGUUGACACAAUGCUGUAUAUAUCAAACACAUAAGUAAGGGUCAAGAUUUUUUACGGAGAUACAGCACUAUUCUUUGUUUUCCGCAAAUUAAUGCUAUAAUAUAUUACUCUCCACUUCUUUACCGUGGAUCAAGAUAUACCUUACUAAUCUAUAUUCUUUUAUCAUCUUGUCAUAUGACAUGCAGAAUUACAUUUUCAUAAUUGAUAUAUCCUUUGCUUGACUUGACUUUGCUUGACUUCAGCUGGGUCUGAUCAUUCAGAUUUUAGUGGAGUGUAUUACGUUCCAAAAGACUAUUAUAUUAAGAUAUAUAUAUAUGUAGAUCAUAGUACAAACCCCGCCAAUAAGUGAAAUAAGAUCAGACCGUGCUCAAUAAAGGCGCAGCAGAUAAAAGUCAGUUUCCUUACUUUCUGAAAGGAGCGGCUCGUUUUCCAGGGUUCCUGUACCUCUGCAUAAGGCGUCUGUAGUUCAAGGACUCAAGAACCAAGAGCUAGAGGGAAGGAUAUUGUUUACUGUAUCUCCGUAAUUAUUAUGUAUGAACUAUGUAGAAAGGAAUAUUGUCAAAUUAUAACCCUCACGUUUAUGUUUAAUACAGAACUCAGCAUUAUAUAGCUAUCCUGAAAAUAUACUUUAUUGUUUUCGGAAAUUUUCCAAAUAAUGAAGCUGCUCUGUUAUUACUGUUUAUUUUGCUCUUGAUGAGUUUAGUGCCUCAUUUUUUCAUGUGUUUGACAUACCAGUUAUAUUCUCAUCUGACUUUUAAUAAAGUGUUU
Messenger RNA from Penaeus indicus, 1989 nucleotides. RefSeq lists its product as uncharacterized. NCBI's taxonomy places the organism in Eukaryota, Metazoa, Arthropoda, Malacostraca, Decapoda, Penaeidae. The record is from RefSeq and is a predicted model, not a curated record. The transcript is spliced from 5 exons. The coding region runs from base 635 to 943 and encodes 102 amino acids.